Molecule: messenger RNA, 1448 nt
Organism: Hypanus sabinus (Atlantic stingray)
Lineage: Eukaryota; Metazoa; Chordata; Chondrichthyes; Myliobatiformes; Dasyatidae
Gene: rae1
Product: ribonucleic acid export 1
Exons: 13
Coding region: 169-1278 (369 amino acids)
Biological process (GO): transcription-dependent tethering of RNA polymerase II gene DNA at nuclear periphery; RNA export from nucleus
Cellular component (GO): nuclear pore
Molecular function (GO): ubiquitin binding; RNA binding
Source: RefSeq, a predicted model, not a curated record
UGUUGCGUCUCCCGUCCGUCAGCCUGCGACCGCUGAGGAUCAUCGGCACAGCCUCGGGGACUCGGCGCCCAGUUAUCGGUGAUCGCAGUCCAGUGAACCGAGACCCGGGGAGCCCGGCCUGGAGCCGGUGGGAGUCACUUUGCGUGCGUUGAGCAGCCAGAGUCUAAAAUGAGCCUGUUUGGAACAAGUACAGGGUUUGGAACAGGGGGCAUGUUUGGAGGGACAGCGACGGACAACCACAAUCCUAUGAAGGAUAUUGAAGUGACAUCUCCUCCCGAUGACAGUGUCAGCUGCCUGGAGUUUAGUCCCCCUACAUUACCAGGAAACUUCCUGAUCGCUGGAUCCUGGGCCAAUGAUGUGCGUUGCUGGGAGAUUCAGGAUAAUGGACAAACUGUUCCAAAGGCGCAGCAGAUGCACACAGGUCCUGUGUUGGACGUCUGUUGGAGUGAUGAUGGCAGCAAAGUGGUCACAGCAUCAUGUGAUAAAACUGCGAAGAUGUGGGACCUCAACAGCAACCAGGCGAUACAGAUUGCACAACACGAUGCUCCUAUUAAAACUGUCCACUGGAUCAAAGCACCAAACUACAGUUGCGUGAUGACAGGAAGCUGGGACAAGACGUUAAAGUUCUGGGACACACGUUCUCCAAAUCCUAUGCUGACGUUACAGUUACCUGAGAGAUGUUACUGUGCUGAUGUGUUGUACCCCAUGGCUGUAGUUGCCACAGCAGAAAGAGGUCUAAUAGUUUACCAGCUCGAGAACCAGCCGUCCGAGUUCAAGAGGAUAGACUCUCCCCUGAAGCACCAGCAUCGGUGUGUCGCCAUCUUCAAGGACAAACAGAACAAGCCAACAGGAUUUGCACUUGGAAGCAUUGAAGGACGAGUAGCCAUUCAUUAUAUAAAUCCUCCCAACCCUGCAAAAGACAACUUCACUUUCAAAUGCCAUCGUUCUAAUGGAACAACCAACACAUCUGGGCCUCAAGAUAUCUAUGCUGUGAAUGGAAUUGCAUUCCAUCCAAUGCAUGGCACUCUGGCCACUGUGGGAUCUGAUGGCAGGUUCAGUUUUUGGGACAAAGAUGCUCGCACAAAACUGAAAACAUCAGAGCAGCUUGAUCAGCAAAUCGCCGCCUGCUGUUUCAACAACAACGGCAACAUCUUCGCGUAUUCCUCAAGUUAUGACUGGUCAAAAGGUCAUGAAUAUUUUAACCCACAGAAGAAAAAUUAUAUAUUCCUGCGUAACGCAGCGGAGGAGCUGAAACCCAGGAUUAAGAAGGGGAUCUGAGGCCAGCUUCUGGUGGUUUGAAGGCAAAGGAUCAGAGGAGGAUAUUUUAACAUGCAGAUCCAUAGCUACAGCUGCUAUAUGAUUUCCGUCACUCCUACUGGAUUCCAUAGCUUGUCUUCUAGAUUUUCAUGUUUCGUAUAUUUUCCCUGAAUAAAGUUUUCAUUUCUUUG